AUGGUCCGGAUAAAACACCGCUACCUCCUCCUCAACAUCCUCUAUCCAUCCCUGGACAAAGCCAACACUCCCGCCACCCAGAAUGACUCCAUCCCAUACACUGUCCAAUUCCGCCGUCCCAGCUCAGACUAUCUCGAUGCCAAACUCCUCGGUCGCAUGAUCCGCGAUGGCGUAGCAGAGCUCUUCGGCGACUACGGAGCUGGAACCACAGCCGGUAGUCUUCAGGUCAAAUAUGUCAGCUCAGCAACAUCAACAGCUAUUGUCCGCGUAGCGAGAGCGCAUUACAGGAUGGUCUGGGCGGCGCUGAGUUUUGUUACGAAGUUGCCGAAGCCUAUUGAUACGGUCUGUGUUGUGCAGGUGGUGAGGGUUAGCGGGACGAUCAAGAAGGCCGAGGAAGAAGCUAUCCGGAGGGCGAGGGCUGUUAUCGUGAGAGCGCAGAGGGCGAGAAGUGUAACGGGGGCGUUGGAGAUGGGUGGUGGGCUUGGUGCUUCAUCUCUUGAUGAGAUUGAUGAUGAUGGGCUAGGCUUUGCGAAUGGUAUUGAGGAUGCCGACGGACCGGACGACAUGGACGAGGAUGAAGACUGA
Fulvia fulva is the source of this 585-nucleotide messenger RNA. RefSeq names its product Ribonuclease P/MRP protein subunit POP5. Bases 1 to 585 code for a protein of 194 amino acids. The record is from RefSeq and is a predicted model, not a curated record. Gene Ontology annotation, biological process: tRNA 5'-leader removal. Gene Ontology annotation, cellular component: ribonuclease P complex. Lineage: Eukaryota; Fungi; Ascomycota; Dothideomycetes; Mycosphaerellales; Mycosphaerellaceae. The transcript has a single exon.